This is a messenger RNA of Staurois parvus, 1539 nucleotides long. The record is from the annotation of a GenBank genome assembly. Lineage: Eukaryota; Metazoa; Chordata; Amphibia; Anura; Ranidae.
ACCUUUUUAUUUUUAAUUUCCUCAGGCUGCGGAUUUAAGCAAACCAAUAGACAAACGGAUCUACAAAGGGACGCAACCCACGUGUCAUGACUUUAAUCAUCUCACAGCAACGGCAGAGAGCGUCUCACUGCUGGUCGGGUUCUCUGCCGGACAGGUCCAGCUUAUAGACCCCAUCAAGAAGGAAACCAGUAAGCUAUUUAACGAGGAGAGGCUAAUAGACAAGUCCAGAGUAACCUGUGUAAAAUGGGUCCCAGGCUCGGAAAGCCUAUUUCUUGUAGCUCAUUCCAGUGGAAACAUGUACUUGUAUAACGUGGAGCACACGUGUGGUACAACAGCACCCCAUUACCAGCUACUGAAACAAGGAGAAAGCUUUGCUGUUCAUACAUGCAAGAGCAAAUCCACAAGGAACCCUCUACUGAAAUGGACUGUGGGAGAGGGAGCCCUCAACGAAUUUGCAUUUUCCCCAGAUGGGAAGUUCUUAGCUUGCGUAAGUCAAGAUGGUUUCCUCCGGGUGUUCAACUUUGAUUCCGUAGAAUUGCAUGGUACUAUGAAAAGCUACUUUGGUGGACUCCUUUGUGUUUGUUGGAGCCCUGAUGGGAAGUACAUUGUAACAGGUGGAGAGGAUGACCUGGUCACCGUUUGGUCUUUUGUGGACUGUCGAGUAAUAGCCAGAGGCCAGGGUCACAAGUCUUGGGUUAGUGUGGUGGCAUUUGACCCCAAUACCACUAGUGUAGAAGAGACUGAUCCUAUGGAGUUUAGUGGAAGUGAUGAAGAUUUCCAGGAACUGAUCAGCUUUGGUAGAGACAGGGCCAAUAGUACGCAAUCAAGGUUGUCUAAACGGAACUCUACAGACAGUCGUCCAGUUAGCGUGACUUACAGAUUUGGCUCAGUAGGCCAGGACACGCAGCUCUGUUUAUGGGACCUUACGGAAGACAUUCUUUUCCCCCAUCAGCCUUUGUCAAGAACGAGGACACAUACCAAUGUUAUGAAUGCCACCAGUCCACCGGCAGGAAGUGGGGCCCCAAAUCCAGGUAGUAAUGGCAACAGCAUCACCACGCCGGGCAACACCGUACCUCCCCCUCUUCCAAGGUCCAACAGCCUUCCCCACUCUGCUGUGUCCAACACUGGCAGCAAAAGCAGUGUGGACAGCGCCAUCGCUUCUGGCGUCAGCAAGUUUGCAACCCUGUCCAUCCACGACCGCAAGGACAGGCACCACGAUAAAGACCACAAGAGGAACCACAGUAUGGGACAUAUAUCUAGCAAGAGUAGUGACAAACUCAACCUAGUUACAAAAAAUAAAACGGACCCUGCUAAAACAUUGGGACCCCUCUUUGCCCCAGGAUGGAAGACGUACCUUUGUUAGAGCCUCUUAUCUGUAAAAAAAUAGCACACGAAAGACUAACGGUGCUCAUUUUUCUUGAAGACUGUAUAGUCACUGCUUGUCAGGAAGGAUUUAUUUGCACAUGGGCCAGGCCUGGUAAAGUGGGUUUAUUAUCAUCCCAAAACCAAGCGAAUUCUCCAAGUGGAACUGUAGUAUAG